Messenger RNA from Cataglyphis hispanica, 1402 nucleotides. It is a transcript of the gene CSN6, whose product is annotated as COP9 signalosome complex subunit 6. Gene Ontology annotation, molecular function: protein binding; metallopeptidase activity. Gene Ontology annotation, biological process: protein deneddylation. The record is from RefSeq and is a predicted model, not a curated record. The transcript is spliced from 6 exons. Bases 24 to 1034 code for a protein of 336 amino acids. Gene Ontology annotation, cellular component: COP9 signalosome. Lineage: Eukaryota; Metazoa; Arthropoda; Insecta; Hymenoptera; Formicidae.
CGGAUUCAAAGGCUGAAUUCGAGAUGCUCGGAGAACAUGACUUGGCAAGAGACAAUACAAACGAGCAGACGCCGAUGGAGAUCGACGAAGACACCUCCGAGAGGAAUCCGAAGGUAUCCGGGAGCGUUAAGGUUAUGGCAUCCUCAGGCACCGUCGGUUCCGUGUCCAUCAGUUUGCAUCCGCUGGUGAUCAUGAACGUCAGUGAGCACUGGACCAGACUCAGAGCUCAAGAAGGCAGUGAUCAAUUAGUUUAUGGUGCUCUAAUUGGUAAACAGAAGGGUCGUAACAUAGAGAUUAUGAAUUCUUUUGAAUUGCUGUUUACAUGCAUUGGUGAUGAUGUCGUAAUCGAUAGAGAUUAUUAUAAUACAAAGGAAGAGCAAUUUAAGUUAGUAUUUAGUGAAAUGGACUUUUUGGGUUGGUAUACCACUGGUGAUAUACCUAAUGAAAGAGAUAUUAGAGUGCACAAACAGCUUUGUGAAAUAAACGAAAGUCCUGUUUUGUUAAAAUUGGACCCGAGACCAAAAAACACAGAGCAUUUAUCUGUCUCUAUGUAUGAAUCAGUAAUUGAUUUAGUUAAUGGUGAAGCUACCAUGUUAUUUGUUCCAUUAACUUAUACAUUAGCCACAGAAGAAGCUGAGAGGAUUGGAGUUGAUCAUGUACAAAGGAUGUGUAAUAAUGAACAAGGGGAAUGCUCAGUAGUGGCUGAACAUUUGACAGCUCAACACAGUGCCAUUAAAAUGUUGCACGCAAGGGUAAAACUUGUUCUAAGAUAUGUGCAAGCAGUAGAGAGUGGGGAAUUGAAAGGAAAUCAUGAAGUGCUACGAGCAGCUUGUUCUCUAAGUCAUCGAUUGCCUGUCUUAAAUAAUCCGAAAUUUAAGGCUGACUUUUAUAAUCAAUGUAAUGAUUUUGGCUUGAUGACGUAUCUCGGUAUUAUAACUAAAGGCUGUAAUAAUAUAAAUCAAUUUGUAAACAAAUUCAAUAUUCUGUACGACAGACAAGGCGUGGGACGACGUCUACGAAGUCUCUUUUUCUGAUAUGUAAAUAGAAUCUGUUGUUUUUAUAUAUGGUCUUUUUUACUCCUUAAAUAAGUAAGUACCAAACUCAGGAUUAAAAUUUAAACAGCCAAUUUAAUUGAGGGAUAGUUUGAAUAUUGCUCUAGAUAUAUAUUGUGUAUCGAGCACAUAAAUAAAAGUAGAGAAGUUAUACAAUUUUUUUUAAAUUUAAAAGUUUAAUAAUAAAUGAAAGAAAAAAUGGAAUUAUCUGAAACAUGCAUUAUUUCAGUAAUAUUAUUCAGAAAUAAUAUUUAUGUUAAAUACUGUUGUAUAUAUAAAUGGUACGUUUAAUACAUUUUGAUUAACAAUAACGUGUGAUAUUAAUAAAAACUGUGAUGUGUUCCAAGAAA